AGGGCGGCGCGCACACUCCAACACUUCAGUGCGUAAAAGUUGAUCCACACGCGAGAUGCGCGCACACCACGCAGACCACGCGCGUGAAGCCGCUCUUUUUAUCCGAUCUCUCUCAUCAUCGUGUAAAAGAUGCCUCCAUAACACCGCGAUUUUUUAUUAUUAUUCUACAAGAGCUAUAGCAGCACUGGAGUGACUGAAGAGUUUUCUGUCGAUUGACAGACUGAAGGGAAACAUGAUCCGGUUUUAUUAUCGCAUGCUUCUUGUACCUUUUACUCUCUUCACUACUGUUUUACUUCCGACUUCUGGAAAAUCACAGAAUGAAGCUGACAGCAGCGGAGAAGAGUGUCCUGAUAAUAAGAUCAUGACAGUGGAGUACCCAUGUAUCAGAGCAGGAGGAGAGACUGGCACAUGCCUCAGGAGGAAGUGCUGUAAAGGUUUCAGGUUCGUCAUGGGUCAGUGUGUACCAGAAAGUGUAGACGUGUGUGCGGGUUCUCCGUGUGAGCAGCAGUGUAUGGAUAACUUCGGCCGGGUGGUGUGUACGUGUUACAGCGGCUACCGCUUCGACCGGGAAAGACACCGGCAGCACCUCCACCCAUACUGCUUAGAUGUAGAUGAGUGUGAGGAGUCUAACGGGACACUGUGUGAGCAUGUGUGUGAAAACACACCCGGCAGUUUCCGGUGUCGUUGCAGUACUGGAUACACGCUGGCUGCUGACCAGCACUCCUGCAUACCUGCACAUAAAAUCUCUCUCUCCCACUCUGCAGGGAAGUCUGAUACUCAGAUGAGCGCUGGUUCCUGCUCUCUCACCUGUCAGGACAUCAUGAACAUGAGGAACAGCCUACAGCAGCUCAAACUCCGCCUGGGACACACACACUCUACUGGACAGGUGAUCACUCCUGAUUUAGCUAACAGCAGUGAAAAGCCACUUCCUGGUAGAGUCGGGAAAAAUCAUGAUAGCCACACCAUGUACGGUCCUCCAGGAGUGCCUGGACCUCCGGGAUUGCCAGGACCCCCAGGACAGAAAGGAGAACCAGGUUCCAACGGUCUUCCAGGGCCUCAGGGACCCAGGGGUGAUAUGGGCCCUAUGGGUCCGCAGCCGGACCUGGAGCAUGUUAAGAGGGGAAGAAGAGGACCUGUGGGACCACCAGGAGCACCUGGAAGAGAUGGGCUUAAGGGUGAAAACGGUUCUCCUGGCCCCAGAGGACCUCCGGGACCUCCCGGAUCGUUCGACUUCCUCCUCCUGAUGAUGGCAGACAUCCGUCACGACAUCAUCGAGCUGCAAGACAAAGUUUUCGGAAAGAGGACAGACUUCUUACUGGACACGCCCCCAGAGUCCGCGGCAGAGACGGAGUUUAAAGACUCGGGUUCGGGACAGGACGCGGCGGAGACGAUGCUCGGUACGUGACGGCGCGUGAAAACGUGAGAAGACGUAGCAGAGUGAAAAGGACAUCGAUCUGAAGGACAAUUGACUUUUGGACAAAUCACGCAGCCGUUUCUCCUUCAGUGUACAGAGAGCUGUGAGAACCCUGAACAUCGGCAUUGCUCUGGGGCUCGGGUGACGGAGAGAGAGAGAGAGAGAGAGAGAGAGAGAGAGAGAGCAAAUAA
Hemibagrus wyckioides is the source of this 1605-nucleotide messenger RNA. RefSeq names its product collagen and calcium-binding EGF domain-containing protein 1-like. Gene Ontology annotation, molecular function: calcium ion binding. Bases 233 to 1405 code for a protein of 390 amino acids. NCBI's taxonomy places the organism in Eukaryota, Metazoa, Chordata, Actinopteri, Siluriformes, Bagridae. The transcript has 11 exons. The record is from RefSeq and is a predicted model, not a curated record.